UGAACAUUGAAAGCUACUGUCAGUGUCAAAUCAAAUGACAUUAAUUGAAUAAUCGAAAGAAGAUACCUAACCUAAAGGCUCCCAGGAUUAUUUAUUUUUUAAAUUAAUUAUAAUCCUUUAAGAUGAAUACGGUUAGUAACAUAUUUAAGUAUACUGUAACUCGAUGUUUACGUGCUCAAAAUGCUAUCAAAGUUGCAGCUGUUCCAAUUUUCAAACGUGACGUUCAUACAACAAAACCAAAUAAUGACCUAAUGGAAUUCUUUGAUGCUAAAAAAAAUUGGGGAGAAACAAAUAUUAGAGUUGGUAGAGGAUGGAGGUUGGAUGAACUUAGAAUAAAGUCCAACUCAGAUUUGCACAAACUAUGGUAUGUAUUGUUGAAAGAACGAAAUAUGUUAUACACCAUGGAACAUGAGUGCAAACAGAAGGUGCGAUUAUUCCCCAAUCCUGAAAGAAUAGAUAAAGUCCAGGAGUCUAUGGAUAACAUAGAAACUGUUAUAAGAGAACGUAAUGUCGCUUAUUACAAAUUGGAGACAGGGGAGACUGGUGAGCGGCCUGUGGAAGAUGUUCUUAAUUUGUUUGGUUUACCAGAGAAGUAUGAAAAAAAAGAGCAUUUUAUUCCUAAGUUUAUGAACACCCGCUGGGUAAAACCAUACCUUGAGCAUGGUUUUAUAAAUAGUGCAGCAGUUAAGAGAUUUGUAAGAUUCUAUAAGGAGAAGCAGCACAAUGUUGAAAGGAAAGCACGCAACAGGGACUUCAAUCAUGUCCAAAUGCUAUUAAAGCGGUUCCCUAACAUGGACAUGGAAGCACUCAAAGCACAAUAUCCCGAUGUAGAUAUUGAGAAAGCUAAGCGUCACAAGAAAGCGAGGGGACACUUUAUGCCUAAAUAUUAAUAAAAUAAUAGUAGCUUAUAGUAAUAA
Molecule: messenger RNA, 917 nt
Organism: Spodoptera exigua (beet armyworm)
Lineage: Eukaryota; Metazoa; Arthropoda; Insecta; Lepidoptera; Noctuidae
Source: the annotation of a GenBank genome assembly